AUGGCGGAUAAGAUGUCACUGAAAGAUAGCCUAAUAUCUCUUGCUACUAUUUCGUCUUCCAAGGGCACUUUGUCGCGCUAUUCACACGACUCUGCUUCUGGGUUUACUUCACGAGCCUCAGCGAGCUCAUACAGCGCAACUUCCGCUUCGAAUGGCAUCCACUUUGAGGACGUUCCGCGAUUGGUGAAAACUCCAUGGGAAGCCGAUCGAUCCAUGAGAGCAUCUAUGCCACGAAGCACGCGAAGACCUGCAGCCGGGCGUUCGAGCCUGCCGGAACGAAUCUUUCGCGAGCUUCCAGACGAAAUCUACGAGCGCAUUGUGACACGGUUGGAGCUCAACUACUUUUGCGACGCAUCGGGAACGUGCAUCAAUUGUUAUACGAGAGACCUGUACAACUUAUCGCUAACAAGCCGAGCGUGGUGCCGUGCCGCAAAACAGCAGUUGUACUCCAAGAUAUGGAUCUUGGCCGACUCGCACAACGGCUCGUCAGAGAUGCCGUGGCAUAAACUCAAGCUGCUGCGGAGGACAUUGAGGGAAAAUCCACUGCUGUCACGUUUUGUGAAAGAGAUGCAUUUUCCCGAUGCGCAGAUUGUGUACCAAGAAAGCCAGAUAAAAACCCGUCAAGCAAUCAUCAACACAUUGGCAUCUCUGGUAAUGGCAGCACCAAACCUGGAGAAGUUCUCAGGGCUUUAUCUGACCUACGACCACGUCUUUGACCGACUGACUCACGCGUUGUCAACUCGUGGAAAUUUAAAGGAAAAGACAUGGGUACUUCGAAGGUCUGACGUGGGCGUUGAUGAGGACGGUGUUUACUGGUCAAACCACGACGAAUUUGGGCAGGCCGACAACCACGAUGCAUUUCUUCGGAGUCACGAUAACUGGAAAAAUCUGGAGCUGCUCUGUCUGUUCGGUCAGACCACCGGGCGCAUGGACUACCGCUCCUUUGCUGCGACUUUCCGCAACCUUCCUUCGCUCAAACACCUUCUCAUCUCUGACUUUGAUUCAUCUCAAUUCAGCGACAGGACACUCUAUGCAAUUCCACCAUCGCUCCAGUCACUUCGUUUGCAGGAUAUCCCUGGUGUCACAGAGAAAGGAUUGGCACGUUAUUUCAACACGCCGGCAGCGAUAACACUUCGAAACUUGUCUUUGAUCAAACUGGAGAUUGCAAGCGCUCUUCUAAUUUCCAACAUCCUCGCUAAGUGCACGAAUCUUAAACGAUUCACACUUGCGCAAGACGUCUCGCCCGCCCUUCCCCUAGGCAGCGACCCUCCGCAUGAAGAUGGCAUACUCUAUGCCAGCAACAGCCUGGAGUAUCUGCAUUGGGAUACCAUUGCGUAUGGACCUUCUAUUCAAGACCUUGCAAACAGCAUUGCUGGGCAUGCGUUUCCCAAGCUCAAGGUGUUACGUGCUCCUUCGGACGACGGUGGCGUUCUACAACGCCUUUGCGCUCCACAGCCUGGCUGGUCUCCGGAUUCUCCGAACUCGGAUGAGGAAGAAAAUCCGUUCAACCACUGGAGUCUUCCGAGCGCGCAGCGUGAGGCUCAACGAAGGAAAACGGCGGCUUCUCAGGACCCCUUCAUCACAAUCGUGGUCUCUGACGAGGAAGGCAACGUGCAACACACUUACGUGCUGCGGACGUACAUGGGCACACUCGACUCCACUAUAAGAUAUAGCCUAGACCCGGAUGUGCAAGGCAGCAACGACUUUAUCGCGGGCUUGAACGACCUGUUGAUCACCCGGGAGAUUGUUCUCGAUGGGGGAGAGAAGUACUGUUCGAAUGAACUUCAUAAGAGUGCAGGCGCUCGUGGUUCCUUUGAAAGCAGUAGCACCUCUAGCAGCGGGAACAGCCUUCGUAAUUUGGCGUUGGGCAGACGCCGCAGCAUAAAAAGCAAGAAGCCUGAUUUUUUUUACAAGGGGCACAAAACCAGGAAAAUCCUUGUCAGCCCAGAGAUGCGCGUUUUCUUUUGA
Verruconis gallopava is the source of this 1968-nucleotide messenger RNA. RefSeq lists its product as uncharacterized. The transcript has a single exon. Lineage: Eukaryota; Fungi; Ascomycota; Dothideomycetes; Venturiales; Sympoventuriaceae. The record is from RefSeq and is a predicted model, not a curated record. Bases 1 to 1968 code for a protein of 655 amino acids.